Messenger RNA from Haemonchus placei, 591 nucleotides. NCBI's taxonomy places the organism in Eukaryota, Metazoa, Nematoda, Chromadorea, Rhabditida, Trichostrongylidae. The record is from the annotation of a GenBank genome assembly.
CUCUGGGCAUUACUUCAGCAACCUGAGUUCAUUCUAUUUCGAGUACUGCCGCUCACUAGAGUAACUCCAAAGAUAAUCGGCACUUGUGGCCAGUUCUACUCCACCGAAGUGCUUGUCGCAUUUCGUAUGAAGGGAUACUACAUGAAUCUCAAGGGCAAGAUUCUUGUGCAUAUAAUGGGCACAUUAAAGUUGUUUUACGAGUUUCUCAAUGAGCCGCUUCAAUGGUGUGAUGUUCGCUUCGAUAAUCUGGGACUCUCCGCUGACUAUCCGAAGCGGUUUGUACUGAUGGAUGGAGAUAUGGUAUACACCGAGUCACGACUUCGGGCAGCACUCCAAGGGCGCUCUUGUGCUACCGAUGCUGACUGCACGAUUGGAGACUGCAAAGCGAGGUGUACAUCGGAUUUGACCUGCUCCGAUCGAACCGACUCCAACCUCGAGGUGUUCUGUGAAAAAUUGGUCCGGAAACUGUUCGGACACACCUAUUCGACGCACAAUAAGUAUUUAGCUGCUUGUCAGGAAACCAAUGGCAACAUCACUCAGCGUCUAAACGAAUUGCGACUGACAUGGUCGUGGAACCUCUCCGACGUUUAA